This is a messenger RNA of Chara braunii, 2720 nucleotides long. NCBI's taxonomy places the organism in Eukaryota, Viridiplantae, Streptophyta, Charophyceae, Charales, Characeae. The record is from the annotation of a GenBank genome assembly.
AGGCGCAGGUGCAUAUACACUAUAUCACCGUCCACCAAUUGCUAUAGCGAAUGAUAUCGUGUAUAAGAAUUCGGAGUAUAGAGGAAAAAAUUGUGGAUAAGAGUGUGGACAAGAUCCUGGAUAAGAUCGUGCAUAAGAUUGUGUACAAGAUCCUGGAUAAGAUCGUGCAUAAGAUUGUGGACACGAUUCUGGCCACAAUUGUGGACCAGUGGUUGAGUGCUGAUGCUGAUGCUCCCGCCGACGUAUAUCUCGUGCGCAAGAUCAUGGACACAAUCCUGGAUAAAGUUAUGGAUAAGGUUGUCGUGGAUAAGGUUGUCGCGGAUAAGGUUGUUGUGGAUAAGGGAUCGCAGGAGAUGGACCCGUCGUCGUUCGGCACGUGGAAGAGGACGUGGCCGACUCACGGCGACAGCUCCUCCUCCUCCUCGGAGUCCAACGGGGCUGGGGGUUUGCACCAGGAUGGGCUGAUCCCAUUGCCGGCCGAGUGGGUGAUUAGUGCGGAGAGGGAGGUGUUGAGUGAUCGGGAUCCCUCGUCUCAGCCCAGACUUGUGAGAGACAGCCUCCUCCUCAGCAACGACGUGAUUGCUGCGACUUUGAACGCAUCGAGGUCCCGACUGGGAGAGCAAUGGAGUGGUCAUCUUGCCGCUGGCGAAAAGAUCGACGAAGGAGAAGAAGAAGAACAACAACAACAAGAACAAGAAGCUGGCUAUGGCGUCGCGGUGAAGAAGAAGAAACAAGAAGCUUGGGGAGCCAGACAUGGGAGAAGUCGAAGAGAUGAUGAGGACGGUGACCAUCGUACAAUUGGAUCGGCCUUGGGCAGCGAGGAAGGAGAGAAAGCAACUCUAGCGAAGACAGCAUUCUCAUCAUCCAAUGGGAGGAGGGAGGGGGUAAGGAAGGACGAGGAGAAGGAGGAGGAGGUGGGAAAGGGAGGAGGAGGAGGUCUUGAUCGUUCCCCCGAUCCCGACGAAAGAGAGUGGAGGUUGUUCGAGGAGGAAUUCGCUGAUUGGGCUGCGACGCGGAUCCAGAGUCGGUAUCGGGCCGUGUUGCGAUCCCGACGCUUCAGACGCAUGAAGCAGGCGGCUGUGGUCAUUCAAAGGGCGUGGAGAGAGAGUGAGGAGAAGAAAAGGAGGCGCUUGACGCUGCUAACCCAACGCCACGUGGCGGCCAGCAAGAUCCAAAGGGCGUGGAGGAGUUAUUGGGACCGUCGGAUCUUCAAGUACUACAGAGAUCUCCUCCUCUUCAGAGAGAGGGGGGACCCAGCCUCUCUGCUUCGCGUCAUUAAUCCUGUAGAAGCUGGGCUAGUGGACGCUGCAGCUGGCACCCAUAUCCGGUUCCGAUUGGGCGGGCCGUUUUUCCCGCCAAAUAUCUUCUACAAGAUCUACACACAUAAUCCCAUUGCCGACAUGUGUUCGUUCAGCCCGAGGGCUUAUGCUUUGAUGUCCAGGAUCAGGGCAAUUGGGAGAGUGGGGAGGAGAGGGAGAGGGACGUGCAUGCUUCGGCCUCUGCUGGCUAUGAUCGUGGAGGAAGAGGUGAUGAUGGACAAGACACAAGAGGAGGAGGAGGAGGAGGAUCAAGAACUCGUCCGGUGGUAUAGCAGAUGGGAGAACAAUGGCUGGCGGCCUGUUGCUCCCCGAUUUCUGAGCUAUGUGGACUCUGUGUCCUGUGAAACCAGCUGUCGAAGACAGUCAUUCCAUCAUCUGAGAGUCGUGAGAAGGGAGGAGAGGGCACGAAUGGCCAAGUCCAAGAAGCUCAGAUGGCUGCAGUACAUAUACAGUGAAGGACGAAAAGCUUGCCACGCAGGUUGUGCAGGGCCAGAGGCAACUGCAGUAAGCUCUGACAGGUCCACAGGUCAGGAGCUGCAGGGUGGAGCAGGAGGAGGAGGAGGAGGGGGAGAAAGGCGCUGGGAUCGGGAUGAGGCGAAAGGAGUGGGAGUGUCGUCAAACGACUUGCUUGUGGAGCAAGUGUUGGAGGGGGAGGGGGGGGAGGAGGAGGAGGAGGGGAGGAGGAAGAAUGAGAGGUUGCGCUUGAAGGGGGGCUCGUGGAAGGAGGGGAGGGAGAAAGAGGAGGAGGAGGAGGAGGAGGAAGAAGAAGAGAUUAUGGCAUGGUGUCGGGAUCUGGACUUUGAGGCUUAUCAGCGUGAUUGGCUGGAACUUGCGACGUCCCGGGUUCCCAGAGUGCCAGUGGAUAUCUGUCGGGGUGGAGUAAUGGACCAAGAGACGUUAAGAUUAGAGGAGGGAGAGGAAGAGGAAGAAGACGAGGAGGAGGGGGAGGAGGAGGAGAAAGAGGAGGAGGAGGAGGAGGAGGAGGAGAAAGAGGAGGAGAAGGAGGAGAGAGGGAGGGAGGUAGGGAGGGUCCUCAUGACCACGUAUCUGAGAUGUCUUCUCAUAGACGACAAAAAUAAGUUGGUUGAUGAGGCCUUCAUUGAGGUACACAAUAUUCCAUCUUUCAGCAAGAAGGCCUUAGACAUUAAGGUCAUGCUCGGGAAUGCGCAGCAAGCGGUUGGGGAUGGCAGGAAGAGGAAGAUGCCCCAGGAUUGAAAAAAGAAAGGCAGCCUCAUGUUCGUUGACCAACUUGCCCAUGAUGGCAACGGGACUAAGGAAAAAAACUUCUCUGACCUUGGGUUGGCAAAGAGGGGAAGGGGGCUUAGAUACCUUAGAGGGUGGUGUGGUACUUCCCUUAAAAGAGAAAGCUAACGGGGCGAGAAACAAACCCUGUCCGACAGC